AUGGCGACAGAGGAAGAAGCUAACCAAGAGUCACCAGGUUCUGCGUCAGAUUGUCUGGAAGAUCUGACUAAUGAACUCCAGGGAAGAUCGCGCUAUCCGAUUGCUUCUGGAGGCUUUGGAGACAUCUGGAAGUGCGAUUUAGUGAAGCCCAGUGGGACCGUCCAGGUAUGCUCAGCUUGCAGCGCUUCCCAUAGGAUUAUCUUGAGCGUCACGCAGGUAGCAGUGAAGACUAUUCGUUCUUUCGAGUCGGAUAACAAAGAACUGACGCGAAAGAAUGGGAGGAGAGUGCGUCGUGAGCUGAAAGUUUGGGCCCGUCUCAAACACCGUAGCAUUCUUCCCCUAUGUGGAGUGGCAAACGACUUUGGGCCCCACCCAGCAAUGAUUUGUCCGUGGGCUGAUAAUGGAGCUCUCACAGGCUUUCUUGAGCGUCAAAAAGACGUGUUGUCGCCUCAAGAUAAGUUUUCCCUUCUGGAUGACAUUGCCCUUGGAUUAGAAUACCUCCACAGUGAAUCAGUUGUCCAUGGUGACCUGACAGGGUCGAAUGUCUUGAUUUAUGGCAACGGUCGGGCAUGCCUCGCUGAUUUUGGUCUCUCCACUAUCAUCCUGGAAUUCGUCGGUACCUCCUAUUUUACGAGCUCCAUCCGAGGGAAUGUCCGAUGGGUGGCUGCAGAGUUAUGCGAAGCAUCAGAAGACGAUGAAGUCUCACUCAGCACCGAGUGCGACAUAUACUCAUUUGGCAGUAUCACCUUGCAGGUGUUGACUUGCAAGGUACCGUACUACAACGUGAAAAAUGAUAUUUUAGUGUUGGGACAGGUCAUCAAGGGCAAGAAACCAGAGCCUCCCAAGGAGUCGCAAAUAGCGCCUGGGCUCUGGGAGUUCAUACAGCGGUGCUGGUUGCCUCGUGCAAGUCGUCCAUCGGUUGGAGAAAUCGUAGCAUUUAUUGGAUGGGAACGACAAGCUCUGCUAAACAGAUCGACAGGGAUCUAG
Molecule: messenger RNA, 987 nt
Organism: Suillus plorans
Lineage: Eukaryota; Fungi; Basidiomycota; Agaricomycetes; Boletales; Suillaceae
Product: kinase-like domain-containing protein
Exons: 5
Coding region: 1-987 (328 amino acids)
Biological process (GO): protein phosphorylation
Molecular function (GO): protein kinase activity; ATP binding
Source: RefSeq, a predicted model, not a curated record